This is a messenger RNA of Python bivittatus (Burmese python), 1101 nucleotides long. The record is from RefSeq and is a predicted model, not a curated record. NCBI's taxonomy places the organism in Eukaryota, Metazoa, Chordata, Lepidosauria, Squamata, Pythonidae.
CUUUGCAGCAAAGGUGCAGCUUUAGGGAAGCCCUUUGAAGCCUCUCCAAAAGAUAUUUCAAGUAUUGCCAGUUUUAUUGAAACCAAGCUUGUCAUCUGCUACUUGAAGAUGAGAAAGCCUGACCUUGCUCUGAAUCAUUCUCACAGGAGCAUAAUUCUGAACCCUGCCUAUUUUCGCAACCACCUUCGUCAAGCUGCUGUCUUCCGAUGCUUAGAGCGAUAUUCCGAGGCUGCAAGAAGCACCAUGAUUGCUGACUACACGUACUGGCUGUCUGGAGGAAGAGACCAGCAUACCAGCAAGCUCAUCAAACUGUAUUGGCAGGCUAUGAUUGAAGAAGCUAUCACAAGGGCAGAAUAUUUUUCAGUGAUGUACACUCCAUUUGCCAUAAAAAUAAAGGUUGAAAACACAGACAAGCUAAAGGAAGUUUUUAUCAAAAAGCACCCUGACUAUGUGGAAUACAUAUAUACAGACCCUCAUGGAUUACACAGUUUGCCACAAACAGCUGAUUGGUCUUGUCCUUCUCCUCAGUCUUAUUUGCUGACACUGGGACUGAAGAACAAAGAAGUUGGAAAAUUUUUAGAAAAAAUGUCUUGUAGAAAACUGCCAACAUUUUCAGAGCACAAAGCUCCUUUCAGCCCUAUCACAAAAGAUGAGGCAGAGAGACAUCUGGAGACCAUUGGAAAAAAGAUCUUACCAAUAAUGGAUUUUAUUAGAGGCACCAAAUUAACGGAGUCAUUCUGUGCAUGUUCAGGUGUGAUAGAGAAGCUGCAGUACGCAAGCCUCCUUGGCCGCUUGCAGCGCACCAAGGAGCAAUCUCAAGUGAUCAAUCAAGCUAUGGCUGAGCUUGCAACUGUUCCUUACCUCCAAGAUAUCAGCCAGCCAGAUGCUGAACUGCUGCAGUCACUAAUGGCAGAUGCCAUGGACACCCUCGAAGGAAGGAAAAGUGAUAAAGAACGUGUCUGGAAUAAAAUUCAAAAGGUUGGAAUUAUAGAAGACUUCCUAUACCAAUUAGAAGAUAGUUUCUUAAAAACCAAGAAACUCAGAACAGCAAGGAGGCAGAAAAUGAAAAUGAAGCGGCUUCAAAGCGAACAGCCGUGCUAG